Penaeus chinensis is the source of this 1831-nucleotide messenger RNA. RefSeq names its product flocculation protein FLO11-like. Lineage: Eukaryota; Metazoa; Arthropoda; Malacostraca; Decapoda; Penaeidae. Bases 1 to 1785 code for a protein of 594 amino acids. The transcript is spliced from 5 exons. The record is from RefSeq and is a predicted model, not a curated record.
AUGCUUCAGUCCUCAACCAGGCGGCUGGAGUCCAAGCCACCUGUGGAUGGGCAAAGACAGGAGCUCCUGGCCAGUCCCUUCAGUAGCGAAGUGGCACUCGGAAAUGCUAGCUGUCAUAAUGCUGAAGAAUGUAGUAUGCUCCCGGGCAUCGCCGUGACUCUCGUGGCCCACACAUACUACACAUCCUCGAACUCAGGACUCCCCCAAGGAAGAACCGUCGUGGUCGUCAGGAUCCUGCUGGCCCUUUCUUCCUUGAUCCUUCUGGCUUCCGUCAUCCUCUUUCACUUCGACCUCGCCUUCGUGUGGAUGUGGGCUCCCAGGGAAUCCUCCGUGGCUUUUCAGGUCCCUGAUGAUGCAGCUGUGUGGGCAGUUACAAUAUCGGGGCUGGUUGGGAGCAGCAGUAGUCUCAUCUGCAUACCGGUCACCUUCACCGGUUACCCCAAAAGCAGCGCCUCCCCGGUGGCAGACCGAAUCACCAUGAUGUCCAACUGGGUGUUCCAGUCCUCCCCGGCCCUCGCCAGCUCCCGGUUGUCUCUGAAUGGGGCGGUCACAGCUCACAGAAACUCGAGGCUGGAGAUUUUGCGUCGGUCUUUUGAAAACCCCCCAGCAAACAAUUCGGUAUCUCAUUCUCGUUAUAUUGACCCUGGAGAUAUGUCCUCCCCCGUCGACUCCCCAUACCGUGCCCUGAACACGUCCACGGUCAGCGCCACCUUCCCCUGCAAGGAGGCCAUCGUUGAUAUGAAAUUUAAAUCGGCAACCAUCUCGGGAAAAACGGCAGUCAGGAGCAUGCUGUCGUUCAAGCCCGUAGAGAGCUCGGGAGAAGCGCCGUCGCCCUCCAAGUCCUUGCCUCAGCUGAUGGGGAUCCUCCAUUCCAGGGCCUGGUCGAGCUCUCCUUCCUUCGCGUUUUUUGAUGCAGAGAAAUCCGAGGCUCCAAUAUUUCGGAUGCCUUCUACCAAAGACGUUUCGGAAUGCCAGCAGGAGACUGCCACCCCUUCAUCAGGAGCAUUUCCUGCACCUAUAACACCUUCGCCCUCGCCCUCGCAUGAGAAUCUCCGAGAAUACGAUGAGGAUUACUCCGCGCAGACAAGUCGUCAGUUAAGCACUCCGUCCCAUGCACACAAUGCCUUAUCACUGAUUACAUUUACUUCGUCCUCCAAUUCCUCGUCGAGUUCGGGUCCUGUCACGCCACUGUCUUUUGAAGUUCGUUCCACUAGUAAAAGGCUUCCAUACGUGUGGCCUGACUUGUCUUUGUUGCUUCCGUGGAAUCCUAAUAUCUCUGCUUCCUCUUCCUUCGAGCACCUAAAUAUAGACCAUGCAGAAACCAGUGGAACCUGUCCUCAACCUCUCGACGCGUCUGCUCUAAAUUUCUCGCCAUUCCCGCAGUGCCCCGCGUCCACUCCGGCCUACGAGACGUCACUGACAGUCGCCAAGCCGAAGCCAGCUCCGCCACCGAGGUCCGAAAGCCGUAGUCGGGCCACCAAGCCCACGCCUCCCGUCAGGAGUACGUCGUCCCUGGAAGGCAACUCUGCCACAUCGACCUCCUCUUUCCAUCUGCCCGUCAUCAGUCUCCCCAAACCAGAACAGGUCCCGAAUUCCGCAGUCAGAGCCCAGCAGUUUUCGUACUUGCCCAUCACUCCGGUUGGAGGCCUGCUGUCGCAGAGAAACCUCAAGUCCGUUUCGAAAAGCUCUGACCAUUCUUUUAGAACUCCUUACUCCGGACGCAGCAGUAAGUCCUCGGAUCCCCUGAGCGCAUCCUUCAAGUCGUGCUGGGCCACAGAUUUCUGACUACCAAGAUUCGACCACAGACACACACAUCCGGAGUGGUUAGAGU